This is a messenger RNA of Amoebophrya sp. A25, 2608 nucleotides long. The record is from the annotation of a GenBank genome assembly. Lineage: Eukaryota; Dinophyceae; Syndiniales; Amoebophryaceae.
GCGCAGAAACCGACGUUCACUCCUUGGUUUCAGCAGUUGCGGUGGGUCGAGGCUAAGCCUUGUCGCUCGCUCAAUCUUCCGGUUGUGCUUCGCAGCCGGCGACGGGAAGAGGCUGACUUGUCCCGCCUGCGCGAGCUCGCAGGAGAGUGGCGUCGGUGGGAGGAGGCCCAGGAGGCACGAGAGCUUUCGUCUAUGGCUAAAGCAGAGGAACAAUCUUGGCCCAUGAACCGUCGCUCGCGCCGUCGCGAAGCCCGUCGACGGAUGAGGAAGCGGGGUGCUGCACCUGAGGGAGGCGACGCGGGAGUAGAAGAUGCUGAGGACGAAAUAGAGCAGGGCAUUUCAUCCGACUCGGACUCACAAAAAACAGCCAGCGGAAACGGAGAGGGACUGGGGAAACAAGAGUCGAACACGAACACUUCAGCAGAUCAUGAAGGAGGUAUGGGCAUGGGGGAAGGAAAAGCGCUUAAGAAAGGACUCGGAGGAGGUGUUGGUAAGGGCAAAGGUAGUGCGAAACGCGGUUCAGGUGGAAAAAACAAGAGUAAUUUGGUCAGCGGAGCAGGUAAGCGGAUAGCUUCCGGUCAACCACUAACGAGCCGGAGAAAGCAAAGCCCUCUAAGAAGGAUGCUUGAUUGGUUGCUAGGCCGUCGUCCGGUAGCAAGAACAGGCGCAUCCCCUAAAGGUGGAAAGGGGUCACACGGAUUUACGGAAGGCAACGAUGCGUUCGAUAGAGGACGCGGCCCGUCGAGUACGCAGCAAUCCUCGACAAAUAGAAGAGCAGGAGCAGGGAGUACACCCACACAAGAUGAAAGAUCACAACGUGCUCAUGCUCAACAGCGCCUCGUGAACGAAGGGCGGUCGUUCAGUCCUGCUGAAGGGGAAGCACGAAAUCGAAAUUUAGGUCAAAAGAAUGGUGGUGAAAUCAAAGCGAACUCCGCGAAGCGGCAGGUUUUUCACUUUUACCCAUCGCCAAUAGAUGAUGAAACAGAAGGCCAUAAUACUAACAUCGGCACAAAGCAGGCGGACUUGGAACAUAUUAUUCCGUUCAUCUUUUUUCCAGAGAAGGCUUUUGCGACAAGUAAUACUCUGGAAAGGGACCACGAGGAUGAAGGAGAAGGGUCGACACCUGCAUCAGGCAACCACUCCAAUCCUCGAAGCGAAACUAGUGGCGCUGCAUCUUCGGCUCCACCUCCAGCAUCGCCGAUCUUUGGCUUUUUCGAAAGCAUUGCCCAAAAACUCUUCGAGCCAAAGACUACGAAUAGUACGCCUACUGCUGAUACCAAAGUAGGGUUGUCUAGAAAACAUGACGACUUAUCGAAAAACGCGAUCGAUGAUAAUCUUAAUCAUCCUGCCGGUGCUGGAAUAGGAGAAGAAGAUGCACCAGUGCCUGACAUUGAAGGCAGCAAUCGCGAUAAGGAUGCUAGUGCGACUGCUUCUUCGGUUGACAAGAAUACAACUGACGACAAAGAGGUUGAUGAAGAGGUUAGGUUCUUCGGCAUCAAAUCUUAUGUCUACGUCUUACCGAGUUAGUGUUAGAGUAUCAAUCACUCUCAGUGAUAGUUUUUGAAGGUUUUUCUAUUUCUUAUUGCUGCCAACACCAACAAUAGGAACAGCUUUACUAUCAACUUACUUCAAUUUCAAUAACAACAUAAGUGGCCAAAAGGAGACAUGACAACGCGAAAAACCUUUUAGAUCGACUGUCACUGUCUGUGUCUGUGCCCUCCGUCAGUUUCAACCUCGUCUAAGAAACCCUGUCAGGAGCCAGAAGAACCAGGACCAAACACGCAGAGGGUGAAGCAAGGGAUCCUUGGGCGACUAGUGAAACUCCCAUAGAGGAAGGUAAUGACGCUGACGCUGACGCAAACACCGCUCACGACGUAAAAGCAGAUGUUGCCAACGUGAACUUCGAUUCCGCCUGCAAGGAUUACGGUGCUGUCGCAGAUCAUGGGUCCUGGCGUCACCGUCGAGCGCGAGGAACUGUAAACUGCGACUUUGACUACCAACACUUCACUUUGAAGGACGAUUUCAAAGAAGUUGCACUAGAAUUGGAUCGCCUUGAUCGACUAGAAAGCCAAAAACUCUCCAGAAUGUUCUCCAAGAAUAGUACUAGCAAGAACAAUACUACUAGUAGUACAACUGCGGUCCCCUCUGACACUGACUUCUAAUAGACGAGGCAAGACGAAAAAACUAUUAGGGGCGCCGCUUGUCGUCCUUUUCCUCGUUCUAAUGGUUUUUCAGGUCAGCAUGCAUGAUAAGAGUUGCUCUCGUGGUCCUUCAUGACGACAGACGUGCUGAACGUGAGCAUUGAUAUGCAUCCUAAAUAAUGGAUUUGCGAGUCAGUGUAAAUGUAAAAGUUGAAGUUAUUUGAGAAAAAUGAACAUGAAAGCAGGACAAUGGAAAAGUACAACAACAUCAACGAGAGAUUUCACAUUAGCGCCACAGCUGGGGACUUUUGCCUUGUUGUACUUCUUAUGAUUUCAGACAGUGAUGUCUAACUAGUAGCGCUUGGCCUAUUUAGAAGUGCAGGCACUCCUGGUGCAGAUCGUGCAGUGCCGAAAGUCGUGACCCUCAUGCAAUGUCGCAGUGUUCUUGAUGUCGAAAGGUCAAAAAA